AUGUUGUUUUUUCUCUUCCUUAUUUUUCCACUUUCUUUCUCCUUUAUUUCUUUUCUUUCUUUUUUAUAUUUUUUCUACUUUACUUUCUCUUUCCUCCGUUCUUUCUUCUCUCCUUUUUCUUUAUUUUUAUUUCUCUUUCUUUUUUCUUUUCUUAUAUUUUUUUAUUUUCCAUUACUUUUUCAUUUAAUUUUUUCUCUCUGUCCAAUUUUUCUUUUUUUCUUGUUCUUUUCUGUUUUUCGUCUUUUUUUAUUUAUUUCUUUUCUUAUAUUUUUCCUUUAUUUUCAUUUCUCUUUUUCUUUUUUCUUCUUUUCUUUCACUUUUUUCUACUUUACUAUCUCAUUCUUUCACUUUAAUGUUUUUACUUAUUUUCAUUUUUUCUUCUUCUCGUUUUUUUUUUUCUAUAAUUCCUCCCAUUUUCUCUUUCCAUUCUUUAUUGUCUAUUUUCUUUCUUUCAUCUUUCCUUUUUUUCCUUUCUUUUUAUUCCUUUCUUUUCCUUUUUUUAAUUUUUCCAUCUCUUUUUUUUCAAUAAUUUCUUUCUAUCCAUUUACUCUUUCUUCAGCUUUUUCGGUAUCACUGUUUUUUUUCUUUUCACUUUUCUUCCUUAUUUAUUUAAUCCCCUUUAAUUUUUUCACUUUUACUUUCCCUUUGUUUUCUUUUCUUUGCUCUUCUUUUAGUCUUUACUUUCUUUCUUCAUUCGAGUUUCAUUCCUUUCUUUGUUCGUCUUUUUUCUUUUAUUCUGAUUUCAUUUUUCUUUCCUUCUUUUUCUCUCGUCUUUCCUAA
Messenger RNA from Acanthosepion pharaonis, 780 nucleotides. The record is from the annotation of a GenBank genome assembly. NCBI's taxonomy places the organism in Eukaryota, Metazoa, Mollusca, Cephalopoda, Sepiida, Sepiidae.